Molecule: messenger RNA, 1011 nt
Organism: Drosophila persimilis
Lineage: Eukaryota; Metazoa; Arthropoda; Insecta; Diptera; Drosophilidae
Product: cysteine and histidine-rich protein 1 homolog
Exons: 2
Coding region: 1-1011 (336 amino acids)
Cellular component (GO): nucleus
Source: RefSeq, a predicted model, not a curated record
AUGUCGAAUGCCAACCCCAAUGACAACAACAACGAGCAGCCCCCAGCCGCCAAGAGGCAGCGAUUGUCAGAUGUUGCAAGUAAAGAUGAAAGUACUUUGAAUGAGAUUUCGACUACUAUGGACAGCAGUGAGGGUGAGGUCGGCGGGUCCUCGGGUGGUGGCGUCUCCGAUCUUCGUGAGCUACUGCAUAACAUACUGGUGUGCGUUGUGUGCCGCGAGGUUCCACAACCACACGACUUCUAUCAGUGCAGCCAUGGGCAUAUCAUGUGUGAGGACUGCAAGACCGCCGUUCUGGCUGUUGCCAUCUUCAAUAAAACGCGUGCCUGCUGCCCAAGUUGUCGAUCGCUCAUUAGAAACUACGAUCAGGAGCAGAAUCUAGUGGUGCGCCAGACCCUCUGGGAGCUACCCAUCAGCUGCCCCAGCUGCAAUGACCAGUUCUCAGAUAGGAAAGAUCUCUCCAGACACUUGGAGUUCGUUUGUGAGGGGCGUGUGGUUUGCUGGAAGUACCACUGCGUGGGCUGUUCUUGGAAGGGCUCCUACAAGGACAGCGUCUCACAUGAUUCCGACUGUGGGUUUCCCCAGAAGCAGGGAAAGGAGAUCCUAGAUAUUCUGCUGCAUGUCGAAGACAGGGAGCUUGAGGCCCAAAAGCCCGUGUUGCAGCUCCAUCGGGUGCUGAGUGCUAGCCGGACGAUUCGUGCCUUUGAGGAGGAUUGGGUGCUGCGUCUACGUCUGAAAAGAGCUGGGGAAAAAAUCACCGUCAGCGGCCAGCUAUUGCUUUCGACUACCCCACGAGUGUCCCUCCUGGUUGACCAUUUGAUCCAGAUGCCGCAGAGUGUCUGCAGCGCCAAGCAGCUGCACGACAUACGCCCGCGUAUCUACCGCCAUAUUUUCGAUUCAACCGGCAAGUGCGCAAAGCGCCAGGAGCUUCCCUUGGCGGGACCUCAGGCCCUGUACCGGCUAUUUGCCAUGACCCGGAUCCAGCUCCGUUUGUGGAUGUUUUUGCAUUAUUGA